CACCGAUACAGCUGGAACUCACAUUACCACGACACGGCUUCAAGGCUAAUUCCCCGUACCGAAUGGCUGGAACGCCGACAUUGAUGGACGCCUCACACGCGCCAACCGUGGACCCAUGCUUCGCUUUCUUGCAGACGGCGUUUCCCUCUCUGCCAUGUGCACAUUUCCCGCAGGAUUGACUGCCAUUACGAUUUUCUUCCGUCCUCCCACGCCUCGAAUCGCAUGAGCACACUCACGUCAGGAUGAACCGGCAAGACCGCGUCAACUACCCGUUGCUCGGGCAGACCAGUCCAAGUCGCCAGACUGGCGGCAGGGGCAAGAAACCCUCCGGCAUCCGCAUCGCAAACCAACCAGCCGCCCGUCAAUCCAUGCCCGGUACCUUCCCACCCCACGACCAACCUCAUCACGGGAUCCCAUCCUACGGCGGCGGUAACCCCUACACCUCGCAUCAGCCACCGGGAACCACAUACGAUCCUGCACCAACUGGAGGCCCAUACAUCUCAGACCAACCUCCGGGAACCACUUACGGACCCAGCCCCUCCUAUACAUCACCGGGACACCAGCGCGGUCCUUCCGGCGCUCAUCCUCCGCUUCCGAUCAGCAACCCGUAUGCACAACCAGUAGAUGUCCCUGAGCGCCUCGAAUCCCUCCGCCUCUCCGCCGACGACAGCACAGACGAAUCCUUCGCCAAACUCCUGCACACGCUGACCCAUCCCAACUCCCUCGCGGACAUCCUUCCGCCCGCCCUCUCCACCCUCCAGCUCAACCACGUCCACACAUCGCAGGAGCUCCACACCCAACUCGCCACCUUCCUUUCCAACGACAACAAUGGCAUCCGCGCGAGCAGCACCCAGCGCUUGGAGCUUCUGACGUCAGCCGUGGUACAUUGCAUCGAGAGGCUGAAUACCACUGACCAGUGCUUGGAACGUGUUGCCGAAGCGGUCAGGAUCGUGGGUCAGAGCAUGGGAGCACGGCUUGCGAGGAUCGAGGACGAGUGGGGUCUUCCGGGCUCGGAGGAGGGUGGACAGCAGCAGCAGGAGCAGGAGCAGCAACAGCAGAAGCGAGGCUUUCUCGAUAGGAUUUGGCAUCGGGAAGUGUGAGGGACUCUGAUAGUUUCGUACUGCCUCGGGACUACCGAUCGGUCCGGUUGCAGUUUUCCCUACAUCUUUUUCUACGGACACAUCCAAGGGUGGCCAGCGGUGGCGGCCAAUGGGAUUACGCUGGGGUGUGGCGAGGACAGCGAAACUUCCCUUGCAUCUCUACUCCCUUUUCCCUCGUACGUUGUGCCGCCUUUGUACUAUAUAUCCAAGUCGACAUUCAUUCGCGUUGGCAUCC
Trematosphaeria pertusa is the source of this 1335-nucleotide messenger RNA. RefSeq lists its product as uncharacterized. The record is from RefSeq and is a predicted model, not a curated record. Bases 243 to 1100 code for a protein of 285 amino acids. The transcript has 2 exons. Lineage: Eukaryota; Fungi; Ascomycota; Dothideomycetes; Pleosporales; Trematosphaeriaceae.